AUGGGAAAUUAUAUUGUAAAAGGUUUAUAUGCAAUUGGAGUACCUGAAACUACAAUUAAAUACUUCUCAUAAACAACCUAAGACAAAAUUGCAAAUGCGAUUAUAAAUGGAGAUUUAGAUUUACUAUAAUAAAUAGCCUAAUCCACUAAUUAUAAUUUUACAUCCAUUUUUUAAGGGGAAAAUUCAUUAAUGUUAGCAGUGAGAAUGAAUCAACUUGCUAUUGUUAAAUAUAUAAUUAAUUCUACAGAUGAGAAUUAAUUAACUACACUACUUGAGGAUAAAAAUCCAUAAGGAGAUACUUCACUUAUGAUAGCUACUAUUAAUCAAAAUAUUGAAAUCAUUUAAUAUCUAAUUAGUGUUGGAGCCAAAGUUAAUACAAAAGAAAAUGGAGGAGCCAGUAUAUUUAUAGCUGCUUGUGCAAGUGGAAAUAUUGAAUUAGUAUAAGUCUUAUUUAAUAUACCUGGUAUCAAUAUAUAUUUAAAGAACAAUGAAGGUUAAACAGCUAUUCAUAGGGCAUGUUAUUAUGGUGAAAUUGAAAUAGUACGGUUUCUUUUAAAAAAUACUAAACUUUCUUUGUUAUCUAAAGAUAAAAUGGGAAAUAAUUGUUUUCAUUUAGCAGCAAAACAUUUCUACAUGACUUUAAUUAGAUAUAUGCUUAAAAAGUUCAGAAAACAUAAUUAAGUAUUAAAAAUCACAAAUGGAGAUAAUCAAUCAACUUUAGAUAUUUUAGUAGAAUUAUUCAAUAAAAUUAAAGAUGAAUCAUAUGCAAUAGUGGAUAUCAAUCAAAUAGAAGAUUAUAUUAAAAAUAAGGAUAUGCCACCAGAAAUCAAUUAAUGGACCCAUAAAUAAAGAGAAAUGCAAAAAAAAUAAAUACCUAGAAAUACUGGGAAUAAAAAAAGAAAAACUGUUUUAUAUAAAUAAAAUCUUAAGUUGUCAUGA
This is a messenger RNA of Paramecium pentaurelia, 939 nucleotides long. Lineage: Eukaryota; Ciliophora; Oligohymenophorea; Peniculida; Parameciidae. The record is from the annotation of a GenBank genome assembly.